UUGCAUUGGAAUGCUCUUAGUUUAGAAAAACAAGUCGGUGGGUCCGCUACUCCGCUUAGAGUGUUUUGCCUGUUUGGCAGAGGGGAAACUCAGAAGAAUACGCAAGGAAAUUCCGCUUCGGCAAGAAAGGGAGAACUAGGAUUUCAAUUCACAGUGAGGAAAAGCUAUGGACGACCACGAAUUUCGGCGUAUCUUGGAUCUCUUCCCCCUCGUCCGAUCCCGAGAUUUUGUUGCUGAAUCAGAAUCAUCAAGUAGACAAUCAUCUUCUAAGCCGUCGCAAAAUGAAGAGCUAAAAGAUUGGCAAGACGCAUGGGAAGAAGGAAGUAGCAAAGAAGUUGAAAUCAAAGGAACUGAUCAUAAUGAUGCAUUUUGGAAGAAGCUCAAGUCAGCUGUUGAGGGAAAGGUUGAUGCAGCAGAUGCAGAGAAAUUUUGCAAGACAUUUCAGAGAAUUCAUAAUCAACUUGUUAAUAAAGAACUGAGUUCAGAGGCUGCCCAAAAUUUUCUAAACUUGUCAAUUUCUGACAAAUAGGCUAAAGUACGCUUUGUACAUUUGCUUGUUCCUUUUUUUAUUAUUUUUUUAAAAUUAUAAAUGGCAUAAUUGGAUUUCGGCUUGUGUGAAUGCACAACUGCUUGGAUCAAAUUUGUUACUUUUAGAACAAGUAAUGGAGAGGUUAAAUCUAUGGAGAAAAGAGAGUUUAUAUAGUCCGUUGUAUUGUUUGAUGUAGGUCUCACAAUUUAGUGCUCCGAAACUGAAACUGUGUAUAACAAUAGAAAGAGUACUUCACCAUUGUCAAUUCUCUUGCGUACUCAAGAUAAUAUUUUGAUUGAAACAUAUUCAAACUUCAUGAUUUGUAGUUUGGUCAAA
Messenger RNA from Cannabis sativa, 865 nucleotides. RefSeq lists its product as uncharacterized. The record is from RefSeq and is a predicted model, not a curated record. NCBI's taxonomy places the organism in Eukaryota, Viridiplantae, Streptophyta, Magnoliopsida, Rosales, Cannabaceae. The coding region runs from base 167 to 529 and encodes 120 amino acids. The transcript has 6 exons.